AUGGCGCAACUAAAUGAGUUGCCACUGUCGAUUGAGAAGUUCAAUGUUAGAUUGGAAGGAGGGGAGCCUAUGAUAGCUAGGUUGUUGCCUGGAAGCAACGCGCUGUAUGGCUCGCGUACAGUGUCAAAUGAGCAAGAGCUGUUGUAUCAGUGCCCGGGUGUAGUUUUAAAUGAGUACGGAUUCCCGCGUUUUCAUGAACGGACGAGGUAUCAUCCAGAUGUAUGCAUAGGGAGCAAAUGCGGGGUGCAGUUUCACCAAAUCAACCAGGCUUAUGAUGUUGUAAUGUCCAAUUUGAGAGGAGAAUCCAAUGAAAUGGAAAUGGAAAUGUACGAAGCAUGCGAUGAUGAUGCAGGCAUCGACGAAGCAAUGAGGGGAAUGAAUGAUCCAGAUUGGGACCUGUGGGAAGAGUGGAUGGGAUGGGAAGGAGCAGGAAUUCGUGAUUAUUCAUCUCACAUUAAUCCUUAUAUUUGAAAUCGCUUUGUAAUUUCUCUCUUUUUUUUUUUGAAAGUUUAAUUUCAAUUAUGUAUUUAGUUAAAUGCUAAGGCCCUUCUUCUGCCUUCAAAAGUGGUUGGGGUUUGUGUAGAUAGAGAGUGUAGAGCUCAAGUAGGUUAAAGGUAGUCUUGACCUCUGCAUAAUUUAAGCCUAUGUUAACAAAACCAAUCAAACUUGAAAAAGAAUAAAAUCUUA
Molecule: messenger RNA, 687 nt
Organism: Arachis duranensis
Lineage: Eukaryota; Viridiplantae; Streptophyta; Magnoliopsida; Fabales; Fabaceae
Product: chaperone protein dnaJ 8, chloroplastic-like
Exons: 4
Coding region: 1-471 (156 amino acids)
Source: RefSeq, a predicted model, not a curated record